Daldinia caldariorum is the source of this 1803-nucleotide messenger RNA. RefSeq lists its product as uncharacterized. The transcript has 2 exons. Bases 465 to 1571 code for a protein of 368 amino acids. The record is from RefSeq and is a predicted model, not a curated record. NCBI's taxonomy places the organism in Eukaryota, Fungi, Ascomycota, Sordariomycetes, Xylariales, Hypoxylaceae.
UCGUCAACAGGGUCUCGCAAGGCUUCCUACCCCAAAUUACAUACUUGCAUCCUCUUGCAUCGUGCUGUACCAGAUUUCACCCUUUCCACUUAUACCUACAUCUGCAACCACAUCCCCAUAGUUGCAGCCACACCAACGACAACCAGCAGGAACAAGUGAUAGGGCAGGCUAGAACACGCAGACGCAGACGCAGACGCAGACCCUUCUUCCAUAGGUUCGUCUACAGAAACGAGAAAGAAAGCACUGAAUUUCGCCUGAUCGAACUUGGAUCAAUUUCCACUUAGUAGCUAGCGGAGUGGACCGACAGAGAGGAAAUCGGGCGUUUUCUAUUUUGGCAUUACGCUCCGUCGCCGUUGGUUCCGUCAUUUUCUUUUUGGUCUCGUGCUAACGGCUGUCUUGGCAUCUUCCAGAAUUAAAUAUCACUCAUCCAGGGUUACCCGUUAAUCACCCCAUUCUAAACCACGAUGAGUCUCGCACCAGCAGUUUCUAUAAAAUCCAGCAGAGAAAAGGAUUCAACUCCUGAAUUGAAAGAAACGAAUCGGAAUACUAAGAGUGAUUCAACUUCAACUAUCACAGAUAACAACGAGAAGGAAAUGGAAAGCGAUUCGAACAAGACGGAUCCAAAGACGAAGAAGAGAAGUUUGUUUGGUUUCGGGAAGAAGAAGGGCGAUACUAAGCCUGGUGCUAAACCUUCCCCUCAACCCACUUCGGGACUACCGAAUUCGCCAUCUGCGAGGGAUGUGCCUCCCACGCCUGCGAAACGUUCGGUGACUAGUUCGCCAAACCGAACUGGUAGUCCAAACAUAACACCGUCGUCGCCUAGUAGGGGAUUGUAUUCGUCGUCGCCACGUUUAAGCUCUCCUGCAGGCUCUCAAAUCUUUGAGCGAGACGUUCAAGAAAGCGCCGCUGUUAUACCUAAUUCGCCAGCCAUCCCAUCCCAUAUUCAGACCGAAAACUAUAUCCCACCUGUUCUCGACGCAUCGUCCGAAGCCAUCACCGACGAACACCUCAACCCUGACUCUGUCGAGAUCGUUACCCAUAAUGCGCACCAACCUGCCAGUGUAACUGUGACUGGUGCUUCUCAAUACGAAACCUCGUCUAAUUCAUGGGCUGAGGAUCUUGCUGCUUUUUCUGACAAGGAAGAAGCUGCCUCAAACUACGGGUCGCUCGACUCGGCUGAUGUCAGGCGUCUCAGCUUUAUCUCAUUUGCGGAUGUGGUCCAGGCAGAACAGGUACCUCCGAAUAGCAGCCGAGAUUCCAUGCAUCUUGCUGGCUUGACCUCUAUUGGAUCGAGAGGAGUGAACCGUUCCCCCUCCCCGAUAAGAUCACCUGUGUCUUCUCAGGGACCAGAAACCUCGCCACCAAACAGCAUUUCGGGUUCUAUUAAAGGGCUGAGCAUGUCACCUGUUCGGAAACCCCUUGGAAGUCCUACAUCUGUGGAGCACAGCCUUUCAGUGAACGGAGAUCUCAACAUAGAGACCAUGUCGCAAGCGCUGAGACGUACCGGUAGCACCGAUCUCAGCAUUGCUCGGAGUCUUCCCGUGAGUCCGGUUGAGGGCCCCUCGCGCUAAACAAGCGAGGGGGGCAUAUCUAUGCACACUUAUUUAUCCUCAACUUGAAUGACAGCAAAUCAAGAGACGGCGAUAUAUUUAAAAGCUGCGACUCUUCUCCGCAGACUUCGAUUUUUUUUGGACGCGUUUAGCUAUACCUUGAUUUCUUUUUUGGAACUGCAGCUCAUGGAUACCGUUUGAUACUUUUUUUUCAGGGACGACAGAGGCGGAGGCAGAGUUUGGGCAAACGGAG